AAAGGAGAGAACCAAAUUCACUACGUCUCAUUGAUUCAUUCAUUCACUUAACUUCACUCUCUCUCUCUCUCUCUCUCUCGCUCUGUCGCUCUACUACACGAGCAACAUGACGCUCGUUGGGGUCUUAGCUUUACAGGGAUCUUUCAACGAACACAUAGCAGUUCUUAGGAGGUUAGGGGUGAAAGGUGUGGAGAUUAGGAAGCCAGAGCAGCUUCAAAAUGUUACUUCCCUCAUCAUACCUGGUGGAGAAAGCACCACCAUGGCCAAGCUUGCUGAGUACCAUAACCUGUUUCCUUCACUUCGAGAGUUUGUGAAAAUGGGAAGGCCUGUUUGGGGAACCUGUGCAGGGCUCAUAUUCUUGGCUGAUAAAGCUACAGGACAGAAGACUGGUGGACAACAACUGGUUGGUGGACUUGAUUGUACUGUCCAUAGAAAUUUCUUUGGCAGCCAGAUUCAAAGCUUUGAAGCCGAGGUUUUAGCACCAGAGGUUGCAUCAAAAGAAGGCGGUCCUGAAACUUUUCGUGGAGUUUUCAUUCGUGCUCCAGCAAUCCUUGAAGCUGGGCCAGAAGUUCAAGUUCUGGCUGAUUAUCCUGUCCCUUCUAACAUAUCAACAAGUCCCUAUUCCUCUGGUGAAGAGCAAAAGGAGAAUGUUGAACAAAGUAAAGUUAUAGUUGCUGUCAGACAAGGGAACAUACUAGCCACUGCUUUCCAUCCUGAAUUGACAGCAGAUACUCGCUGGCAUAGUUAUUUCUUAAAGAUGGCAAAUGAGAUUGCAGAGACUUCAAAUAGCCAACUCCAACUCCAAGUUAAUAUAAAUUAUAGCCAAAAGCAGCUGAAUGAACUUCCAAUCUUCCAAUAGAACAGGCAAUGAUCAAGCUUAUCAUGGCAACUAUGGAUGAAUAUUUGUUUAUUUAGUGAUGUGCAAUUUCCUUUGAAAAUGACGUUGGAUAAGUUUUAUAGUCAUGGGAUGUCUAAUGAUUUUUU
This is a messenger RNA of Arachis duranensis, 984 nucleotides long. RefSeq names its product probable pyridoxal 5'-phosphate synthase subunit PDX2. Bases 107 to 859 code for a protein of 250 amino acids. The record is from RefSeq and is a predicted model, not a curated record. The transcript has 7 exons. Gene Ontology annotation, biological process: pyridoxine metabolic process; pyridoxal 5'-phosphate biosynthetic process. Gene Ontology annotation, molecular function: glutaminase activity. NCBI's taxonomy places the organism in Eukaryota, Viridiplantae, Streptophyta, Magnoliopsida, Fabales, Fabaceae. Gene Ontology annotation, cellular component: glutaminase complex; cytosol.